Messenger RNA from Carlito syrichta (Philippine tarsier), 602 nucleotides. Its product is annotated as 60S ribosomal protein L5-like. Gene Ontology annotation, biological process: translation; ribosomal large subunit assembly. Gene Ontology annotation, cellular component: cytosolic large ribosomal subunit; ribosome. Lineage: Eukaryota; Metazoa; Chordata; Mammalia; Primates; Tarsiidae. The record is from RefSeq and is a predicted model, not a curated record. Gene Ontology annotation, molecular function: structural constituent of ribosome; 5S rRNA binding. The transcript has a single exon. The coding region runs from base 230 to 526 and encodes 98 amino acids.
GGAGGUGACCGGAGAUGAAUACAAUGUAGAAAAGCGUGAUGGCAAGGCCGGUGCUUUCACCUGAUAUUUGGAUGCAGGCCUUGCCAGAACUACCACUGGCAAUAAAGUUUUUGGAGCCCUGAAGGGAGCUGUGGAUGGCGGUUUGUCUAUCCCUCACAGUACCAAGCGAUUCCAUGGUUAUGAUUCUGAAGGCAAGGAGUUUAAUGCAGAAGUACAUCGGAAGCACAUCAUGGGCCAGAACGUUGCAGAUUAUAUGCGUUACCUAAUGGAAGAAGAUGAAGAUGCUUACAAGAAGCAGUUCUCUCAGUACAUAAAGAACAGCGUGACUCCAGACAUGAUGGAGGAGAUGUACAAGAAAGCUCACGCAGCUAUACGGGAGAAUCCUGUGUAUGAGAAGAAGCCCAAGAAAGAAGUGAAGAAGAAGAGGUGGAAUCGUCCCAAAAUGUCCCUUGCCCAGAAGAAAGAUCGGGUAGCUCAAAAGAAGGCGAGCUUCCUAAGAGCUCAGGAGCGGGCUGCUGAGAGUUGAACCAGUUUUCUAUGAGGAUUUUCCAGAUAAAGACAAUAAACAUUGACCAAGCAGAAAAAAAAAAAAAAAAAAAAAA